Messenger RNA from Mycena citricolor, 1332 nucleotides. NCBI's taxonomy places the organism in Eukaryota, Fungi, Basidiomycota, Agaricomycetes, Agaricales, Mycenaceae. The record is from the annotation of a GenBank genome assembly.
UCGGUAUAAGUUUGUGAGCCAAGUGUACGUUAUGUAACUUGUUAUAAAAAGACAGAUAGCACCAAACAUAGUGGUGCACCUGGGAGAAAAGAAGAUACAGUAAGAUGGAGUACAUUUACAAGUGUCCAGAUACCAGCUCGCAUAUCUCUGUGCACCUGGAACCUGGGAAAACUACCAAAGGAAGCGAAUCACAACACGGGAGUCGAGAACACAGUCGCAUUUCCUAUGUCUCUGGAGUCGGAGGGCAGGAUCAUACGUUCACGCCUGUCGGCGUCUCCUCUCAUCCUGCACCAAUCGCCAUGCCUCCAGAAGCGCUAAUCCAGCAUUUGGGUCGAGCUCAGUGCCGUCCCUCGAAAUCUUGACCUCGCGAUCACGGUUCCAUGUAUUGACAAUGUUGCGCGUCCGUUUGAAAGGCAGCGGCUCGAGGCAGAUCCACUCGACGGUGAUUUGAGCAGUGUAGCCAGACACCCCGUCACUCAUGGGACUAGGCUCAGGGUGGUCAUCCGGUUCUGGUUCCAAUCUAGCUUCGAGGAUGUCCUGGUGCCGCUGGAGGAGCCCGUCGAGGCUGAUAGGCUGAUGAACGCCUUUCCCAGCUUCGUACAACUCCUGCAAGUCGGGAUGUCCGGCGGGAGUCAUCACACUGGGUGCCGACUGAGUGAUACCGGGCGGUGACGGACUCGGCGUAAACGGGCUGGGGGACUUUUCGGCAACCAUUGUAUCGGGUGGCAGGCCAUCAUGGAUAGCAUCAUUCGUAGUCAUCACUGAGGUCCUCAUCCUGGCAUAGCCAUAGAACUGGCCACUCUUGUUGACACUGAAGAACAAGAUCGUCUCGUCAGAUGUGCGAAACGCUCGGUCCAGAACAGCCCCAUUGUGUGUCUGGAUGAACCACACUCCAUCUUCAACACACCGAUCCAACUCUUCUCUUGUCUGCGACUUGAGGACAAAGAAGCGCCGUGGAAAGUGCUUUUCGAAGAAGCUCGACGUUGUCGAGGCGUCGGAAGCUGCGCUCGGCGAAUCGGCGUCUCCGAUGCCAUCACGCGCUGCGAUGCGGCUGUUGAUCCACUGUCGGUGCAGGCCAACUCCUCGCUGCCCACCGACGCCAGUCCAAAGGUCGUCGUUGAGUGUCCGGACUCGGCAAACCAACGGCGGCCCCCGAGUCCAAUCCGGGCCUAAAUGCUUGCCAUUGCACUGCUUGAUUGCAUCAUUCAACACACCGUGGUCGGGAUUUUGUGCGGCGAUGAACGUCUGCAGAUCAUGCUCGUCGGCGUGCUUGGGGACGUUGCCCAUCCACAUCGCCCAUUGGGACCGAUCCGCGGGCGCAGCAGGAUGGUA